Messenger RNA from Eimeria tenella, 2238 nucleotides. RefSeq lists its product as uncharacterized. NCBI's taxonomy places the organism in Eukaryota, Apicomplexa, Conoidasida, Eucoccidiorida, Eimeriidae. The transcript has 12 exons. The annotation marks the transcript as partial. The record is from RefSeq and is a predicted model, not a curated record.
AUGGAUAUAGGACUGACUCAAAGAGGCUUAGAGAUAAAGGCCUCUUGCCUGAGGCGGAUCUCCUCUGCUGCCACCACAGCGAGCAGCAGCAGCAGCAGCUGCAGCAGCUGCAGCAGCAGCUGCAGUAGCUGCAACGCCUGCAGCAGCAGCUGCAGCAGCAGCAGCAGCAUGCUGUCCAGACACUCCAGCAUGGGUGAGCGGCUGGAGAGGCUAAAGACAGAGCACGCCGUGCUGCAGAAGGUGAAGGAGCAGCAGCAGCAGCAGCAGCAGCAGCUGCAGCAGGAGCGGCAGCAGCGGCUGCUGCUCGAAGCAAAAGUUGCUGCGCUCGAGUGCGAGCUGCAGCAAAAGGAAAGAGACAUCCAGAAUGCCAAGCAGCAGGAACAGAGCACCCAAGAGCCGCUGAGAAUGGUGCUGCUGUGGAGCUUGCUGCUGUUGGUCAUGUUGCUCGUUGUGGAUGCUACUGCUGCUGUUAAUGCUGCUGCUGCUGCUGCUGCUGCUUUGGAUGUUGCUGCGGCUGUGGAUGCUGCUGCUGUGGGUGUUUCUGGGGCGAAGCAGCGGGAGCAGCAGCUGCAGGAGCAGCUGCUGCUGGACUGGCAGCAAACGGAGCUGCUGCGGCAGCGGGAAGCAGCAGCAGCAGCAGCAGCUCACCGCUAUCAAGCAGAAGCAGAAACAGCGCAGGCAGAGCUGCGGCGGCUUUCGGCGGAGACGGAGGAGAAGCUGGAGCGUCUUUUUAAGGAGAAGGAGAGUUUGGCGGAGGCCAUAAGUGUUUACCGCCUGGAGGAGAUAAAAGCAAAAGACAAAACGGCGCAGCAAACGCAGCAAAUUAGAAAUCUCGAAGAAGAGCUCCGCACAGAACGCUCGCAUUCGCUGGAGCUGCAGCAGCGGCAGCAGGAAGCAGCAGCAGCAGCAGCAAGAGACAGCAAGCAGCAGCAGCAGCAGCACGAGCAGCAGCAGCAGCAGCUGCAGGAGCGUCUGGCAGCAGCAACAGCAGAGCUAGCAGCACUUAAAAUCAAAGUCGAGACAGAGCCAAACAGGCUGCAGCAGCAGCUAGAAGAGGCAGCAGCAGAAGCAGAGAGCUACCGAGUGUCUCUUGAUCGAGUGACAGAAGAAUUAAAUGCUGCAGUUGCAGAAGCAGAGAGGGAGCAGCAAGCAGCAGCAGCAGCAGCUGCUGCUCGCGAGGCCGAAUUGCUGGCGGAGCUGAGCAGCCAAAAAAAGGAGACAGCAGCAGCAGCAGCUGCUGCUGCUGCUGCUGCAGCAGAAAGAGACAAGACAGCCUCAACUCUUAAAAACAAACUCGAGAAAGCAGCAGCAGCACUUAGCAAAGAAGUCAGCCACCAGGAGACACUCAAGCAACGAUUGGAAAAUAUAACUGAAGAACUCGAAAGCCAAAAAGAAGAAACCCAAAAAGUCCGCAGCGACCUCUUGGCCCUGGAGCAGCAGCACAUGCGCCUCAUGGCUGCUGUUGAGCAGGAGCGGGAAGCAAUCAGGCAGCAGCAGCAGCAGCAGCAGCGGCAGCAGCAGCAGCGGCAGCGGGAAGAGGCGCAGCAGCAGAGCCGGGCGCGCGCAGGAGCGGCAGCAGCAGCAGCAGCCGAUGCGACACAGCAGCAGGUGCAGCAGCAGGCACCUGAAGAGCAAGCAGGAGCAGCAGCAGGAGCAGCAGCAGCAGCGGCAGCUCGUGUGGCGUAUCUGUGCGUGCAGCAGCAGCGGCAGCAACUGCUGCUGCUGCAGCAGCAGCAGCAGCAGCAGCUGCAGCAGCUGCAGCAGCUGCACAGGGAGAGCCGCUCGCGGUGGCUGCGGAAGCUGCAGACUUACAAGCGGAUGUACAUACAGCUGAAGUCCAGAGCAGCAAAACUUUUGAAAGAGAGAGAUUUGCUGCUGCAGCACAUCAAGAGAAUAAGACAAGAUGGAGAAGCAGCAGUGCAGCAGCUGCUUGCUGCUCCCCCCACCCAGCUGCCGCAGGUUGAGCAGCACUCGCUGCUGCUGCAGCAGCACCAGCAGCUGCAGCAGCAGCUCCAGCAGCAGCAGCAGCUGCAGCAAAGGGAAGAAGAGGAAGAGCUGCUCAGGGGAGAAAGCUGCAGCAAAUGGAAGUCUGCAGCAGCAGCAGCUGCUGCUGCUGCUGCUGCUGCAGACAUGUCCCUCCAGCAGCUGCUUUACCCCAUUCCUCAAGAGUCCUCCAGUACCACGUUGAGCUUAACUGCUGCUGCUGCUGCUGCUGCUGCUCAGUUUAAGAAGCAGCAA